Messenger RNA from Eptesicus fuscus (big brown bat), 1410 nucleotides. It is a transcript of the gene TLCD4, whose product is annotated as TLC domain containing 4. The transcript is spliced from 8 exons. The coding region runs from base 332 to 1168 and encodes 278 amino acids. Gene Ontology annotation, cellular component: membrane; endoplasmic reticulum. Lineage: Eukaryota; Metazoa; Chordata; Mammalia; Chiroptera; Vespertilionidae. The record is from RefSeq and is a predicted model, not a curated record. Gene Ontology annotation, biological process: lipid homeostasis.
CCCGCCUGCAUGGGCUGCCCCGGAGGCCGGGCCGCUGGGGACCCUGGCCACUGGCCCCUUCCCGCCGGAGCCCGGCCGCCUUCCAUCGUCACGAGGGCAGCCAGGGGCGGGUGAAGGCCUCUGAGCGCCAGGGAGGCCUCCGUGAUCGGCGCUGAGCUGGCCCAGGACACGGUGAGGAGCCCGAGGCUCUGCCGCGCUGACCCCCUCGCUGGCGCCGUGACCGGACUCGCUGUGGCUGCCGUGGCCCUCGCGUGGCUCGGGGCCCCGGGGAUGUCACUCGGGGACGAAGGCGCCUCGGGCGGAGAGCACAGCGAGACCCAGGGCUGAGCCCAUGGAGCGCACGGACGGGCCCCCUCAAGGCGGGGGCGCCAUGGCCAUGGACGCGGACGACGCGCUGGUCCUGGGCACCGUGCUCGCCAGCCUGGGCGCCUUCCAGCUCCUCUUCCACUUCGUCAGCUCCUGGCUCUCCGCGAAGGUGUCUCCGGGCUUCAGCCGCCUCGGCCCCGCCAAGAAGAUCGAGUGGAACUCCAGGGUGGUCUCCACCUGCCAUUCCGUGGUGGUUGGGGCCCUGAGCCUGUCGGUGUCCUUGUUCGACGAGGCCGCCAUCGCGGACCCACUCUGGGGCGACUCGCUGCUGGCGAAAGUGAACGUGGCCAUUGCUUCCGGCUACCUCAUCUCUGACCUGCUGGUCAUCGCUCGGCACUGGGACGUGAUCGGCGACAAGUUCUUCGUGAUUCACCACUGCGCCUCGCUGUACGCCUUCUUCUUAGUGCUGAGAGACGGCACGCUGCAGUACAUUGCGAACUUCCGCCUGCUCGCCGAGCUCUCCAGCCCCUGCGUGAACCAGCGGUGGUUCCUGGAGGCCCUGCAGUACUCCAAGCUCUCCACGGCCAACGUGCUCAACGGCCUGCUGAUGACGCUGGCCUUCUUCGUGGUGCGCAUCCUGCCCAUCCCGUCCUUCUACGGCUUCAUGCUCUCCGUGGCGGGCACCGAGGCCUACGCCCGGCUGGGGCUGCUGACGCAGUGCUCCUGGGUCGGCUCAUGCGUGGUCCUGGACGUGAUGAACGUCAUCUGGAUGGUCAAGAUCUCCAAGGGCUGCCUGCGCGUCAUCGCGCUCAUGAGGCACGAGAAAGCCGCCAGCGGCCUUCGCAACGGGAAGCUGGACUGAGCGUGGACCGCGGGGCCCGGCGGGUGGAUCCCGGCACGUUCUCCUGCUUCCGUGUCGAUUACACACCUCACCCGGGGUUCCAGUGUCUCCCUCCCUCCCUCCUCCUCUCUCUCUCUUUAAAUUUUUACCUGUAGGAAAGAGAAACUAAAAUUUUGUUUUUAAUCCCAAGGCUUCUUUCUUGGUUUUCCUGUGCAUCAUAAGCAUGGAGGCAGCGCGAAGGUCUGAAUAAAAGGUUAAAGUGG